AUGUCCACGACCGAAUCCCAAACGGUGCUGAUUUCGGGUGCCGGACCUUGUGGCCUUGUCACAGCCCUAUCCCUUGUUCAAAAUGGAAUUUCUGUGCGAGUAGUCGAUAAAAUUUCCAAAUUUCAAGUGGGGCAACGUGGUGCAGCGCUCUCUCCGCGAACGUUGGAACAUUACAAACUUCUGGGGGUCCUAGAAGACAUACAGAAGGCCGGCCCCAUAAUGCAUUCGUUGAUUUUAUAUGACGAAGACGGGGUCACGCACAAGAGGGAAAUGCCCAUGUUCCCGGUUGAAGACAAUACGCCAGCCAAUCCUUACGGUAAUGUUCUGAUCAUCGGCCAGGACCGUCAUGAAGCCAUUCUCCGACAACAUUUGGCCAAGUACGAUGUCCACGUUGAGCUCGGUACUGAACUUCUAUCGUUUGAGCAAUCGGAAGACCAUGUCACAGCGACGCUUUCCAAGACGGUCGACGGAAAGAAGAUAGAGGAAACAGCGGAAUUCAAAUGGCUGGUUGGUGCCGACGGUGCUUCUAGCAUGGUACGAAAAACCCUGGGUUUGAGUUUCCUGGGCGAAUCCCGGCAAGCAGAGAACUUUGUCAUCGGCGACAUCUACGUUAAGGAUCUAGAGAAGAAACUGGACCGGAAGAUCUGGCACGUAUGGGGUGACGCUUCGAAAAAGAUGGCGAGUCUGCGGCCCUAUGAGAUCCCCAAUGACGAUAGGUGUUACUACCUUGGUGGUGGUGUUGAAGCCGAUCCCGAUUUAAUGGUAUCCAGUCGAGAAGAGUUCAUCAAAUCUUUCUACGAAAUCAGUGGUCGUACAGACAUCGACUUUGGUGACCUCAUCUAUCUGCGACCCUAUAGACCAAACGUUCGUAUGGUAGAUAAAUUCGGCUGUGGACGAGUCUAUGUUGCCGGAGAUGCUUCUCAUGUUCACAGUCCCACCGGAGCCCAAGGCAUGAACACUGGUGUACAAGAUUGUCUGAAUUUAGCAUGGAAGUUGGCCAUGACAGAGAAAGGUCUUGCUUCCAAGGCGCUUCUCGACUCUUACACCCAUGAGCGCCUGCCCGUCGUUGCUUCCAUGCUCGACAAGACCUCUGCACUUCUCCACAAGACGUUCGCGCGCACGCCAGAUAACUUCGAUGGUUGGAAGCGAGGCUACGAGUUGCGCCAAUUCGGUGUCAACUACCGCGGAAGUCCCAUUAUUGUCGAUGAAACACAAGCCGACUGCAGUGAGGAGGUCGAUCCCUACCGUUCCGGAAACGAUGGUACCGUUCGAGGUGGGGACCGUGCUCCCGACGCUCCGGGGCUGAUAUCGCUUGGGCAGCCAGCAGACAAGUACUCGUCCACGCUGUUCGAUGUGUUUGGAGCUACUCACCACACCCUCCUUCUCUUCUCUAAUGAAAAGGAGAAGCAGACCGCUAUCCUUGACUCUGUCAAGCAGUAUCCAACGCACAUAUUAAAGCGUGUCGUCAUUCUUUCGGAGAACACUGAAGUCAAAUCCAGCGAUCUUCCCGCCGAGCUUGUAUUCAAGGACAAAGACGGAUAUGCUUACCAGAACUACGCGAUCAAGAGCAGGGAUUUGGACACCAUAAUCGUCCGGCCGGAUGGUGUUAUUGGUGCUCUGGUCAACGGGGUAGUCGGUCUGAAGGCUUACUUUGACGUGGUAUUUUCCUCCGAUGCAGAGAAAGUGGCGGCAUCGCUGAUGGCUUUGACUGUGUAA
This is a messenger RNA of Guyanagaster necrorhizus, 1716 nucleotides long. RefSeq lists its product as uncharacterized. The transcript has 10 exons. The coding region runs from base 1 to 1716 and encodes 571 amino acids. NCBI's taxonomy places the organism in Eukaryota, Fungi, Basidiomycota, Agaricomycetes, Agaricales, Physalacriaceae. The record is from RefSeq and is a predicted model, not a curated record. Gene Ontology annotation, molecular function: oxidoreductase activity; FAD binding.